Messenger RNA from Hibiscus syriacus, 546 nucleotides. RefSeq names its product two-component response regulator ORR9-like. The record is from RefSeq and is a predicted model, not a curated record. NCBI's taxonomy places the organism in Eukaryota, Viridiplantae, Streptophyta, Magnoliopsida, Malvales, Malvaceae. The transcript is spliced from 2 exons. Gene Ontology annotation, biological process: cytokinin-activated signaling pathway; phosphorelay signal transduction system. Bases 16 to 531 code for a protein of 171 amino acids.
UCGUUGAAAUCGACCAUGGCUGCGGAGGCUAAGUUCCAUGUUCUCGCCGUUGAUGAUACCCUCAUCGAUAGAAAACUCAUCGAGAAGCUUCUCAGGACUUCUUCUUAUCAAGUUACCGCAGUGGAUUCUGGAACCAAGGCAUUGGAGUUUCUUGGAUUGAAUAACAAGGAGAGAGAUUCAAAUUCCGACGUGGAAGUCAAUUUGAUCAUCACCGAUUAUUGUAUGCCGGGAAUGAGCGGCCACGAUCUGUUGAGAAAAGUCAAGGGCUGUUCGUCUUUGAAAGACAUACCGGUUGUGAUCAUGUCCUCAGACAAUAUUCCGUCUAGAAUCAAUAGAUGCCUGGAAGAUGGAGCCGAAGAGUUUUUUCUGAAGCCUGUUCAAUUAUCGGAUGUGAACAAGCUCAGGCCUCAUCUGAUGAAAUCAAGAUGUAAGCCAAUUCGUAACAAGAGGAAGGCCGCGGAAGGAAUCGCGUCCCCUGAUAGAACAAGUAGAUACAGUGGAAUUGGAAGUGUGAUUCAAUCGCCUAAUUAAUUCAAUAUUUUUAUU